AUGGGUAAAUCAUUAUCAAAAAAUUCCACCUUCUCUAGUACCACUUCUUCCCAUACAAUUACAGUAUCAUCAGUAUCAUCGAAACCAUCAACAACACCAUCGAUCAUAUCAACAAAUUCACGUUCAAAUAGUUUUCUUAAUAAAAGAAAAUCCACAUUUUCUAUAAAAUCUUCAUCAAAAUGGUCUUUAACCACGUCACAUCCUAAAAAUACACCACCAUCAAAUAAUGUAUUAAUGGUAUCAACACCAAAUACUCCUUCUGGAACACCACGAAAUUUAUUUAUGGAUUCACCUGAUUAUUUUAAUACAAAUAAUAAUUUUUGUGAUAACCAAUCAUCGGAAUUUCCUUCGGAUUUUAAAUUUGUUGAUGGUAGACGUUUUCAUAAUAUUGAUACUGUAAAAUAUUUCUUACCAAAUGAUGAAAUUGAAAUGGAUAGAUUAAAAACUUAUCAUUAUUUACUUAAUAAUGUUUUUCAAAGUAAUUUUUCUUCUCCUGUUAAAGAAAUAUUAAAAAUUGGUGGUACUGAAGUAUUGGAUUUAGGUUGUGGUCCUGGUGCUUGGUUAUUAGAUAUGGCUGAAACUUUUCCAAAAUCAAAUUUUACUGGUGUGGAUUUAACUAAUACUUUAAUUGGAAAUGAUGAUAUGUCAAAAAAUAUUAAAUUUAUUAAAGGGAAUGUAUUGGAUGGUUUACCUUUUAAAAAUUCCACUUUUGAUUAUAUAUUUAUAAGAAAUUUAAGUUAUGGUUUUUCUGAACAAGAUUGGAAAUUUAUGAUAAAUGAAAUAAUAAGAAUAACAAAACCUGGUGGUUGGAUUGAGUUAAUGGAACCAGAAUUAAAAGCACGUAAUGAAGGUCCUAUAACCAUAUAUUUAAAUGACACAUUUAUAAAAGAUCUUCAAUCACAGAAUAUUUUUAUAAAUAUAACGACGGAAUUGGAACAAUUUCUUAAGGAUACAAACCAAAUCGAUCAAGUAUAUCACGAUGAAAAAUUAAUUAGUUGUGGUUCAUGGGCAGGACGACUUGGUGAAUUGGCUUGUGAGGAUUUUUUGAUGAUAAUACGUGCGAUAAAACCUCGUUUAUCGCAAAUUAUUGGUGUAAAUCAUGAAGAUUAUGAUCAAUUGUUACAAAGUAUACCUGAUGAAAUGAAUGAACAUAAAACUUCUUUUAUACAUCAUCGUUUUUGGGUUCAAAAAUUAUUUUCUGUAUAA
This is a messenger RNA of Rhizophagus irregularis DAOM 181602=DAOM 197198, 1206 nucleotides long. RefSeq lists its product as uncharacterized. NCBI's taxonomy places the organism in Eukaryota, Fungi, Glomeromycota, Glomeromycetes, Glomerales, Glomeraceae. The record is from RefSeq and is a predicted model, not a curated record. Gene Ontology annotation, molecular function: methyltransferase activity.